AUGAAUGAUUGUUCAUUCGUUUUCGAUAUUCUCCCGAUAGAUUCCAAAAUGCUGCAGUUUGUAAAUUCGAACAAAUAUCCGCUAUAUUGCAGUAGACCGACACCGAUUUUGGCGAUUCCAUUCAUUGACAAUAGCACGGUACAGCAUGAAAACGCCAGCUACGUCAGCCUCAGACAAGUGUUUUCGCCUCCGGAAACAGUCGACGAUGAGAUUGGCCUCCCACUUCACCAACCACUCAAAGGACAAAAAGUCUCCUUUAAUCGAUAUCUCGAUCCCUAUCUACAGUAUAGGUAUCCGUAUGGCAGGCGGAAAUAG
Angiostrongylus costaricensis is the source of this 315-nucleotide messenger RNA. Lineage: Eukaryota; Metazoa; Nematoda; Chromadorea; Rhabditida; Metastrongylidae. The record is from the annotation of a GenBank genome assembly.